This is a messenger RNA of Myxocyprinus asiaticus (Chinese sucker), 1957 nucleotides long. RefSeq names its product signal-transducing adaptor protein 2-like. Bases 1 to 1134 code for a protein of 377 amino acids. Lineage: Eukaryota; Metazoa; Chordata; Actinopteri; Cypriniformes; Catostomidae. Gene Ontology annotation, molecular function: signaling adaptor activity. The record is from RefSeq and is a predicted model, not a curated record. The transcript is spliced from 11 exons.
AUGUGUGAGUGUCUGUCAGUACCGGGCUGUGCUGCUGGAGACAUGGCGGCGGCGCCCCCGAUUCCGCGCACCGGGAGCCUGAGAGCACAGCUGCCGUCCUGCUAUUACGAGGGAUUCCUUGAGAAAAGAGGAUCGAAAGAGAAGGUAGCUCGCCGUUUGUGGACCUGUUUAUGUGGAAACACGCUGUACUUCUUCAACAAUGCUAAGGAUGCAAAUUAUGUAGAGAAGUUGGAUCUGAGUGGGUUUGUUUCGCUGAUUGAUGAUCCAAGUCGUGAUAGAAAUCUGGAAGCAGCCAGACUGAAUCUCCGCAUGAAGGAUGGAGAGAUCAAACUCACCGCUCCAAAUCUGGAGGCACGUGAGCUGUGGAAAGGUUUUCUCUACUCUGUUGUUGAUCUUGUGGUGCCCACCACCCUCACCCUCCUGCCCGGACAGCUGCACAUGCUAAAUGAAGUGGUGGAGAAAGAGAAAAUGCGACGAAAGGCACGUGCAGCAUCAAGAGCCCUCUCGUCCCCUCUCUCGCUCCCACUGGUGGGGGAAAUACCUGCGUGUUUCAGGCCUGUGUCUCGUAAUGAAGCGGAAGUGUUAUUAGAAAGACAUCCAGACUGUGGAAACAUGCUGCUCAGACCAGGCCGGGAUGGAUCUUCACUCGCUGUCACCACACGGCAAGACCUAAACGGAUCAGUGUUCAGACAUUACAGAGUGACACAGAAGCAGCAGGGUGGUUACAUCAUCGAUGUGGAAAACCCAAUCCCCUGUCCCACACUUCAUGAUGUUAUCAAUGCUCUCAUGGAGAAAACCGCUGGCACUCUUCAGCCUUUUAUAUUGGAGGAGCCUUAUGAGGAGAAUAUCACAUUUGUGUCAUCCAAUGAUGAGAAUGGAGAGAGAACUCUUCACUGUGCACCAGCUGGACCAAUCUCUAGAGCUCCUGCCCUGCCUCCUAAACAAGUAGGAACCGACAAAUGGACGCUGCGAUCGCAGACGAGAUCUCCUAGUUCUUCCCCUCGAUCAUUUUCCCCAUCCGGCUCCCCAUCCAACUCCAUGAAAAGACUGGUUCUGUGUCCCUCACCGCUUUCAAAGAGCCUCACAGAUGAGCUCAAACAGAAGCUGGAGAAGAGACGGACCAGUCAAGAGUGAUGUAGUCCUCGUUUCAGCCCCCUAACGCCGUCUCAUUCUGUCAGUGCCUUCCACUAAAGACUUCUGUCCUGUUAUGGACACAGAUUCCCUGUAAUCAGCAUUCUUCCUUCUAUGUGACUUUAUCAACAGCAAAAACACAUCAUGUGAGCCGAUGUCCAACUACUUCUCCUACCUCAUGAUAAUGCAGGGUGCUCCUAGUGAUUUUGGAAAAUUAAAAGGGAAAAGUUAAGCCAAUAUUCUCUCUAUUGCAUCAGUAAUACUUCUACAUUCAGGGUUUCUACCUUGAAAACUUGAGUCAAUAGGAAAUUAAGACUUCCACACAUUCAAGAAAGAAGCACAACUGGUCUUACAAUGAAGGACUUCACUGUAUUGCUGGUUUCAAUCAAUUAUUAACUAUGAACUGAAGAAAACCAUCAUGUAUGCUCAGAUACAAUGUGAAUCUGGUGUUGUUCGGAAUGUAGAUCUCAGUAGAUCUAAAGAAACUGUUAUAUAUUUUGAAAUUUGAAUGAUGCUUUUGGACACAGUUGCAGAAGAAACACCCAAGCCUAUUAUAUUAUAAAAAAAUAUAAUAAUAAUUUGAAAGUAGCAGAUAGUUGGGCCUUCCGUAGUAGGCUAUUUCUCUGUUUUUUAAGUGUUUAGGUUCAUAGGUUGUGAGAUGGUUGCAUUUGUGUUCCCGAUUGGCCAACGUGACUGUCGUUAUUGGUUUAAUGAACCUGCAUUGUACUUCUGUGACACAUCUGUUUUCAUGUGAUGUAAAAAUUAUUUCUUGUUAUUUCUAAUUGUGAUAUUUAUGGGAAUUAAAGUGUAAUUUUUGUAAAAGUCA